This is a messenger RNA of Closterium sp. NIES-65, 861 nucleotides long. Lineage: Eukaryota; Viridiplantae; Streptophyta; Zygnematophyceae; Desmidiales; Closteriaceae. The record is from the annotation of a GenBank genome assembly.
AUGUACAUCGCCCUCUACUACAUAGUCACCCGGCUCCCUAACUCCCUUCGCUUAGUCAGGGACCACUUCCUCUCAGUUUGCCCCACCACACUCACCGUUGUCGUCCUCGAGGAGCACCUCCUAGCAGCAGAGAAGAGCAUAGUCCCUGCAGGAGCCUCUCGUGGUGACCCUCGCACCCCCGUCUUUGAGGGGUGUUCCCCCUCCCCCCUCUUGCCCUCUGUUGCUUCUACUGCUGCGGCUGACCUUGUUGGUUUCGAGUCGGUCGGCGCUGCGUCUGCCCUUAGUGAGAGACGCCGCACCGGUAAGGGCAAGGGGGGCAAGGGCGCUGGAGGGGCUGGCGGGGGCGGUGGAGGUGGUGGUGGAGGCAGUGGAGGGGGUGGGGGUGGUGGUGGGAGUGGUGGCGGGGGUGGAGGUGUCGGUGGCAGCACUGGAGGCGGUGGAGGCGGCGGCGGUGGCGGAGGGAGCGGAGGCGGCGGAGGUGGCGGAGGCGACAGAGGUGGCGGAGGCGACGUCGACAGCAGUGGAGCUAGUUGCGGCUCUGUGCAGAGGAGUGGCUCCGGUGGUGGUCAGCGCCAGGGUGGGAUUGCUAUCUUUGAUCUUGAUUAUGAUGCUAUUCUUGCUGCCAUGUAUGCUGUGUCUACUAGUGAUGAGGGUGACUGUCACCUGUGUGUUUCGCCUGACCCGGGCAUCGAGGCUGCUGCUCUAGGUGCUGGUGAGGCUGCUACUCUAGGUGCUAGUGCGUCUGCUGCCCCAGGUGCUGGUGAGUCCUUGCUAGCUUCUCCAGUGUCUUAUCGUGCCCGGCAGCUAUCUCUGGCACCCUGUCCGGUCUCUACCUCCCCUUUUUCUCAACAAACUUGGUGA